Molecule: messenger RNA, 2566 nt
Organism: Daldinia caldariorum
Lineage: Eukaryota; Fungi; Ascomycota; Sordariomycetes; Xylariales; Hypoxylaceae
Product: DUF1253-domain-containing protein
Exons: 3
Coding region: 283-2508 (741 amino acids)
Biological process (GO): maturation of SSU-rRNA from tricistronic rRNA transcript (SSU-rRNA, 5.8S rRNA, LSU-rRNA)
Cellular component (GO): small-subunit processome; nucleolus
Molecular function (GO): U3 snoRNA binding; rRNA binding
Source: RefSeq, a predicted model, not a curated record
GGGGGGGCAAAAGAUAAAGGAAUUAAAAGUCUAGGUUGGACAGGGAUAGUUGACGUAGCGAUUGGUGUGGAGUGUGGCUCGGAUCUACCUGGGAUCCACUUGGAAAGGCUUGCGUUUAAGAAUUUCUGCAAGGCUGAUUGACGAUGAACCUUCAAUUAGAAAUUUAGAAUUUCCCUUACAAGAUUUUAAUGCGGUAUUGGGAUUUUUAUUUUUAGUAAAUAAUGCAAUCUUAAUUGUUUUCAGAAAACCAAAUAACCCCUCUGGCCUCAUUCACAUCAUAUAAUGCCUGGUAAAUUUAGAGGAGGCCCUCGUCGGGGAGGUGCUCCUAGAGGAAGAGGAGCAGGCCGAGGUCAAGGAGGUCGAGGUCGAGGAGGUCGAGGAGGAAAAUUUAAUGGAAAAAGAUCGUUUGGAGGCGGCCCCAAGUUUGACAGUGCAAGAAUCAUUGACUCAGAGGAAUCAGAAAAUGAAGUAUCAGAAGCAGAGGAUGAACUACCAUCAGACGAUGCUUCUGAAAAUGAUGCUUCUGGAUCAGAAGACGAGCAGGAAAAAUCUACUAGCCGGCCUUAUUUUGCGUUAAUGCAAAGUUUAUCUAAAGAGUCAUCAGCUCCAAGCGCUAAAAGGAGAAAGCUUGACAUUCAGCCUGGAGAAGCAAAGUCUGAUAAACCUAAGCAGCAAGAAGCUACUUCAAUUGAUGAACACGAAGCUGCAGAUGAAGAACGAGACGUCGAUCAUGUGGAUGAAGCGGAGGAAGGACCAGAAAAUGAAGUUGAGGUGGACGAUGAUGACGAUGACGAUGAUGAUAUCCCAGAUUCAUCUGAUCCGUUCGAAACCCACUUCGUCAAUCCAGAUCAGAAUGAGGUACAAAAACGUCUGAAGUCUAUUGAAAAUAACGAAUAUUCUCAAUCUCAUUCCGAGCAAAAUGGAUGGAGAUUAAUACGAAACUUCCCUGGGAAAGACUUAACUAAACCAGCACCCCUCCCCACCCCUAUCUCAAGCCCGUCCAGUCUUGAACUCAAGAGUCGACUUGCCGAAGUGGCCAACCGAAAACGUCCGACGUUCGAUAAGUUAGAGCAAGUUCUCUAUCCAUUGACUUUUGCUUAUAACGAUAUAUUAUUUUCUGGACGAACUACCAAGAAUGCUGAGAACCUGCGCCGAAUGGCAUGCCUUCAUAGUGUUAAUCAUGUCUUUAAAACUCGAGAUCGAGUAAUUAAAAACAAUGCUAAACUCGCUAAGGAGACCGAGAAUAGCGACUUCGAGCCAAGAGACCAGGGUUUUACCCGUCCGAAAGUCCUGAUGCUGCUUCCUACCCGGCACUCGGCUGUCAAGAUGGUCAACAUGAUUUGCGACUUGUGCGAGCCGGAGCAGCAGGAGAACAGAAAACGGUUUGACGAAUCAUACCUCGAUAAGGAUGCCAAGUUUUCGGAGGACCGCCCAGAAGAUUUCCGGGAGCUCUUCGAAGGCAACGAUGAUGACAUGUUUCGCAUCGGCAUCAAGUUCACACGGAAGACCAUCAAGUACUUUGCGCAAUUCUACAAUUCGGAUAUCUUGAUAGCGUCCCCGCUCGGCCUGCGCAUGGCCAUCGGGUCCGAGGAGGACAAGAAGCAAAAGAAGGUCGACUUUGAUUUCCUAAGUUCCAUAGAGGUUGUAGUGGUCGACCAGGCCGACGCCUUGCUCAUGCAGAAUUGGGAGCACGUCGAGUACAUCUUCGAGCACCUCAACCUCCAGCCGCGCGAGGCUCACGAUUGUGACUUCAGCCGAGUUCGUGAGUGGUACCUCGACAAGCAGGCCCAGCACUACCGACAAACUCUCGUCCUAUCCGCCUUCAACACACCCGAACUAGUCGAACUGCAUCGUCGCUUCGGUACCAACUGGGCCGGCCGCCUACGUGUGCAACCCGAAGCCUAUCCCGGCGCUAUCGAGGAGCUCGGCAUCAGGGUGAAGCAGACGUUCUCGCGGUUCGAGGCGCCCUCGGUCGCCGCCGAGCCCGACGCCAGGUUCGAAUACUUCACCAGCGCCGUCAUACCGGCGCUCACGAAGCGCGCCAAGGGCCAGGACCUCGGCGGCACCCUGAUCCUCGUCCCGUCGUACCUCGACUUCGUGCGCGUGCGCAAUUACUUCGCGACGUCCCCCGCCUGCGCUGCUCUCGCGUUCGCCGCGGUGUCCGAGUACGCCGACGUCCCGGAGGCGUCGCGCGCGCGCUCCCACUUCGCCAGCGGCCGCCACCAGGUCCUGCUGUACACGGAGCGCGCGCACCACUUCCGGCGGUACGCGCUGCGCGGCGUGCGCCGCGUCGUCAUGUACGGGCUGCCCGACAACCCGACCUUCUACAAGGAGAUCGUGGGCGGGUAUCUGGGGCGCAGCGAGAGGGACCUGAAACUCGAGCCGGGGAAGGGGACCGUGAGGGUCAUGUUUUCCAAGUACGAUCUUCUCAAGCUGGAGAGGGUCGUGGGGUCUAAGAGGGUGGGCAGGAUGAUUAAGGAGAAGGGGGAUACAUUUGAUUUUGUAUGAGAACAUUAGAGGUAGGUACCUAGUAAAUAUUAGGAGAGGAGAGGUGAGGUGAGGUAGA